UCCUAUAUAACCUUGGAAAUUUCCAGUUUCAUAAGAUUUAAAUGAACAGACCCGCCUAAAACAGACGCCAUAUUAAUCAGAAAAGUCUUUCUUGAUUUCCGUCGCAUUCUUUCUUCCCCAAAAAUCUCAAUUCUUGAAUCUUGAAUUUCUUCCACAAUUCUUUUUCCAAAUUCUUGUUCUGAAUCUUGAAAUCUUACUUUGAAGAAGCAGCAGCAGAAUCAAUGGGUUCUUGUUCCCACUGGUGGCACGCACCAAUCUACUUCACAAUCUCAGUAGUCUUGGCAUUCAUCGCCAUCUCCACCGCACUCAAAUCUCCAUCAUCAUCAUCAUCGCCACUGAUCAUCAACCACACUCUCUCCCACAACGCAUCCGCCGCACUAAGAAGAUCAGGCAGUUUCAAUAUCAUUGCUACGCUCCUCUCUAUCUCCCCCGAAAUCUUUCUUUCAUCUCCCAACUCAACCAUCUUCGCCAUUCAAGAUUCUUCCCUCACCAAUGCCUCUUCUUCUCCACUCUUCUUGAAGCAUCUCCUUCAGUACCAUACUGCUCCCUUCUCGUUUUCGAUGGCGGAUCUCUUGCGUAAGCCUCAAGGUACCUGUUUUCGUACCCUUUUUCGUCACAAGAAUGUCGCCCUCACCAAGGUUGAUCCCCACCGAAGGUAUCUCGAGAUCAAUCAUGUUCUGGUCUCCCAUCCUGACAUGUUUCUUCAAGGGAAUAUCGCUAUUCACGGCGUUCUUGGAUCUUUUUCUUCCAUGGGCUCUCAAGAUUAUGGUCGGGUUUUGGAUUCCAUUAUUCAAGCUCCGAUAUGUGAUGCCAAUUCUAGCUUGGUUUUAGAGGACAAGGACAUGAUUCAAUGGAACAGAAUAGUCCGUUUGUUGAGCUCUAACGGGUUUGUGUCGUUCGCCAUCGGGUUGAAUUCUGUUCUUGAUGGGAUUCUUAAAGAUUACAGCAACUUAAGUUCUGUCACAAUUUUAAGUCCUCCUGAAAUACUGUUUGUCGCAUCUCCUUCUGCGGUUCUUGAUAAGAUCGUGAAGCUCCAUAUUCUUCCUCAAAAGGUUACAUAUUCAGAACUUGCUUCCAUGCCUUAUCAGUCCUUGCUAAGGACCCUGCUUCCUAAUCAACCGCUUCAGAUAACCGGAGGUUUCAAUGUCACGGAGAUGCAAGGUUUGACCAUCAACGGAGUGGAGAUUAUAGCGCCAGAAAUCUUCUCAUCCAACAGAUUCAUCAUUCAUGGUAUUUCUCACGCAUUUAAUGUGGCUGAGCUUCCUCGUAGAUUAGGACAUCCGCUUGCCGCUGUUUCCGAUAAAGCUUAGGUCACACCAACUGUUGGUUCUUCAUAUGUGCUCUACAAUGAGUGAAAUGUGCUGCAAAAGAUGACACUAAUUUCAUUUUCUUUUCUGUAACAUUACUCAGUUUCUUAGCAGGAAACUUGUUUUUUUUUUAAAAAACUUUUAUGCACAAAACAGGUGAUACUGAGGCAUUAUACAUGACAAAAAACUGUCAGGUAUUUUGAUAUACCAAAAUUUGUCCUUUAAUAUCUAAGAAAUUUGUUUU
Mercurialis annua (annual mercury) is the source of this 1551-nucleotide messenger RNA. Its product is annotated as fasciclin-like arabinogalactan protein 21. Bases 222 to 1310 code for a protein of 362 amino acids. The record is from RefSeq and is a predicted model, not a curated record. Lineage: Eukaryota; Viridiplantae; Streptophyta; Magnoliopsida; Malpighiales; Euphorbiaceae. The transcript has a single exon.